CCGCCGUACGCUGAGAUGGCGGCCCCCGCGCUUCCGCCGCACCCUGCUUGGCCCCCUUGGCUUCCCGUCGCCGCGUCGCGCUGCGCCCGUCGGAGCGACGCCGCGGCCAGUCGGCGGCCGGACGGGGAAGAUGGACGCAGAUGUGUGUCUUUGAUUUCCACAGCCACUCUUACCUAUGACACGCUCCGGUUUGCUGAGUUUGAGGAUUUUCCUGAGACCUCUGAGCCUGUUUGGAUCCUGGGCAGAAAAUACAGCAUCUUUACAGAGAAGGACGACAUCUUGUCUGAUGUGGCAUCCAGACUGUGGUUUACAUACAGGAGAAACUUCCCAGCCAUUGGGGGAACUGGCCCCACCUCUGACACAGGCUGGGGCUGCAUGCUGCGAUGUGGACAGAUGAUCUUUGCACAGGCCCUGGUGUGCCGGCACUUAGGCCGAGAUUGGAGGUGGGCACAACGGAAGAGGCAGCCUGACAGCUACUUCAGUGUCCUCAAUGCUUUCCUUGACAGGAAGGACAGCUAUUAUUCCAUCCACCAGAUAGCGCAAAUGGGAGUUGGUGAAGGAAAGUCCAUCGGCCAGUGGUAUGGCCCAAACACCGUCGCCCAGGUCCUCAAGAAGCUUGCUGUGUUUGACACGUGGAGCUCCUUGGCUGUUCACAUAGCGAUGGACAAUACCGUGGUGAUGGAGGAGAUCAGGAGGUUGUGCAGGACUGGCCUUCCAUGUGCUGGGGCUGCGGCACUCCCCACUGAUGCUGACCGGCACUGUAAUGGGUUCCCCACUCAAACUGAGGUCACCAACAGGCAGUCACCUUCGCUAUGGCGACCCCUGGUGCUUCUGAUCCCCCUACGCCUGGGGCUUACGGACAUCAACGAGGCCUAUGUAGAAACGCUGAAGCACUGUUUCAUGAUGCCCCAAUCCCUGGGUGUCAUCGGAGGGAAGCCCAACAGUGCCCAUUACUUCAUUGGUUAUGUCGGUGAGGAGCUCAUCUACCUGGACCCUCAUACUACACAGCCAGCAGUGGAGUUGACAGAUGGCUGCUUCAUCCCAGAUGAGACCUUCCACUGCCAGCACCCACCUUGCAGGAUGGGCAUCGGGGAGCUGGACCCAUCCAUCGCUGUGGGUUUUUUCUGUAAGACUGAGGACGACUUUAAUGACUGGUGCCAGCAAGUCAAAAAGCUGUCCCUGCUUGGGGGCGCCCUGCCCAUGUUCGAGCUUGUGGAGCAACAGCCUUCCCACCUGGCCUGUCCUGAUGUCCUGAACCUGUCCCUUGAUUCUUCUGACGUGGAGCGAUUGGAAAGAUUCUUUGACUCAGAAGAUGAAGACUUUGAAAUCUUGUCCCUCUGAGGGUCCUGGGGUUGAAGGGCGGCUUCCAUGGCCCUCACUGAGAACCUAGCCACGCCUCAGGCACUUGGUGCCAGCGUACUGCAUUCCAUCUACCCAGCCUGCCCCUACUGAGCGCCACGCCCAUGCUGCCUCUGAUUGGAGGCCUGUGCUGCCCAGGGGAUGAGGCCUGCACUGCCCUGGACGCCUUAUGCUUGGAGCCAGCCCACCGUGCCCAGGGUGUGCCUCCAGUUACCCGCAGAAAAGAGGUGUUUGGCAGGAAGCUGAGUGUGGCAGGCCUGGAGCUUGCAGAGUUCUCUGCUGCGUCUCCACACUGGCUUCAGCCCUGCUCUCCCAGGUGCCAGGUCUGGUUGGUUUGGAAUUAAAGCCCUGUUUGGAGUUGUUCAACACAGACAUGAGUUUCUGGGCUGCUUCCCAGGUUAGUCUCCGAAGACCUGCAGAUUGGCAGUGUGGAGCAAGGGUUACAUCUUGGCUUUGUGCUAGGCACCUGCUCUGUCCAGCGCAGUUACUAAGGGCUACUCUCUGGAGAGCAGGUGGAGAGUACUCAAGAGUGGGCAUGUGGGAAACCAGGGGCUUUGUGUGCCUGGGCCCAGGUGCAGGUCCUCAAGCCAGCCCUGAGCAUUCCCCACAGGUGCAGCUUCCAUUCUGAGCCGCAGCAUUUGGAGACCCACUGCCUGCUGCUGCUCGCUGUUACACCAGCUCCCCUGAGCGCCUCUCUGCCUGGACACUAAUCGGAUGGAGUGCCCUGAUGCCCACGUUUCCUUUCUCAGAAUUGCUGGGCAGGUUGGGCAGCUGAGUGCCCAGCACUCAUAGUGAAGUAUCCAGACCCUGUCAUUUCAGCAGACACCACCUUCACACCCUAGUUUCCAGGCCCUCAGACCUUGUUCUUCUGGCCUGUGGUCUGUUUAGAACUGGAGCCCCACUCCUGCUAGCAGGCGUAGCAGCGGGUGGGGAACCUAGGGUGGCUACACAGGUGCCCUUAUGCAGCCAGGCAGGACUGGAGGAGCCUGAGGUGGGUGUCUCAGCUAUGGCCACUCACAGCCAGCCCACCGGAGGGUACACCCCAGGCCCCAGGUGUUGAAGAUAUAAGUUAUUUCGUCCCUUUUCUCCUCCCUCCCACCCUCUGUCCUUACCAUGGCUGUGGGAGGAAUGGGCAGCAGGGAGGGCUGGGACCAUUUCUGUUUCUUUGGGUUCUGCUUCCUUCCCUGCCGCUGGUUCUUGAGGAGGGGACAAGUGUUGGAGGAGCUACCCUCUCCGUCUGGAGAAAGCUUCCUAAAAGGAGGUGGUCCAUUCUUAGUAUAGUUCGCAGUUCUUAAUGGCAAAUAACAAGUUUCCAUAGAAAACAAA
Molecule: messenger RNA, 2685 nt
Organism: Cavia porcellus (domestic guinea pig)
Lineage: Eukaryota; Metazoa; Chordata; Mammalia; Rodentia; Caviidae
Gene: Atg4b
Product: autophagy related 4B cysteine peptidase
Exons: 13
Coding region: 16-1341 (441 amino acids)
Molecular function (GO): protein-phosphatidylethanolamide deconjugating activity
Source: RefSeq, a predicted model, not a curated record